GACAAUAGUUCCAGACGGUCGCUCAGUCGCUUUUUGAGACUCUUACGCUGAAGGCGGUGUAACGCGCUUGUGGUUUUCAGCACUGCACUAGUUGUUGUUGUACUGAAAUUUAGUUGUUGUUGUACUCAAAUUUAGUUGUUGUUAUAUUCAAAUUAAGUUGUUGUUGUACUCAUUUAUAAAGUACCGCGAACAUAACUCCGAAGUUGUAACAACAAGACGGUGGCGGCGGCGCUAAUAAUCAAUUGGAUUCAUAUAUUGGUAAGAGAAAUGCUGCGCGCAUGAGUUAAUCAGAAGUUCACAGUUUGCACAAAAACACCGAAACAACAAACAUAAAGCGACGAAUUGCUCAACAUUUUCUGGUUUAUAGCGCAAUUAUAAAAUCAGCGUUACUUGUGCAAAUUAAUUAAAUCGUAAACCGCGUAAAGGGAAGCCACUAAACCGCAAUGGAGGACGUUGUAAAAACCGAAAAAUUCAAUGGACACAAAAUGGAGAUUGCACACCAUGAUCCCACCGAAAUCGUUGAAGCCGAACCACUCUCUUGGAAAUUUUGGAAGAAGCGUCGCUAUGUGGUCGUCUUCUUGGCAUUCCUUGGAUUCUUCAAUGUUUACUCGCUGCGCGUUAACCUUAGCGUCGCGAUCGUGGCAAUGACUGAGAAUCGCACAGUAAUCGACGACGCUGGCAAUGUCUCAUAUGAACAAGAUUUUCCUUGGGAUUCAAAGCAGAAAGGUCUGAUAUUGAGUUCAUUCUUCUAUGGUUACAUAACAACACAGUUCAUUGGUGGUUUUAUUGGCGCCAAAAUUGGUGGCAACAUUGUAUUUGGCUUGGGUAUCGGUACCACCGCUCUGUUGACGCUACUCACACCCUUGGCCGCUAAGCAUAGCUUGGAAAUGUUCCUUUUUGUGCGCAUCAUUGAAGGUGUUUUUGAGGGUGUCACCUUCCCCUGCAUACACGCUGUAUGGUCGCGUUGGUCACCACCUUUGGAGCGUUCGCGUAUGGCCUCCAUUGCAUUUGCUGGUAACUACGCUGGUACCGUUAUAGCUAUGCCUUCUUCGGGUCUCUUAGCGUCGGCUUAUGGCUGGGAGAGCGUCUUCUAUGUAUUCGGCACAAUCGGUUUAAUAUGGUUCCUCGUUUGGAUAUUGGUAGUGCGUUCAGGUCCGGAUCGUGAUCGUUUCUGCUCGGACGAUGAACGUGAAUAUAUUCAAAAGAAAAUCGGUUAUAACGGCAAUAAGGAAAUUAAACAUCCCUGGAAGGCGAUAUUUACCUCGAAACCAUUUUAUGCUAUCAUCGCUUCACAUUUCUCCGAGAAUUGGGGUUUCUACACGCUGCUCACGCAAUUGCCCACAUUUUUAAAAGAUACCCUCAACUUCAAUCUGGAUAAGACUGGCUUUGUUUCUGCUGUGCCGUACCUAGCUAUGGGCAUAUUGCUCGGUGUCUCCGGCUACUUAGCUGAUUGGCUGCAAAUCAAAAAAAUUCUGACGACCACGCAAGUGCGUCGCUACUUCAACUGCGCUGCCUUCCUCGCACAGACCGUCUUCAUGAUUCUCACCGCCUACUUAUUGGAUCCAAUCUGGUCGGUUGUGUGCAUCACUAUUGCUGUCGGUUUGGGUGCCUUCGCGUGGUCUGGUUUCGCUGUCAACCAUCUCGAUAUUGCACCGCAACAUGCCAGCGUUUUGAUGGGCAUCGGUAAUACAUUCGCCACCAUUCCCGGCAUUGUCAGCCCCAUGCUGACCGGCUAUUUAGUCACGAAUCAAACAGCUGAAGAAUGGAAGGCAGUGUUCUUCAUUUCGGCUGGUGUCUAUCUCAUCGGUUGUCUCAUCUAUUGGUUCUGGGCUUCGGGUGAACUGCAAGAAUGGGCGAAGACACCCGAACAAAAGGCGGGAGAGGCUGAGCAGCGUCAACGUAUCGCAUUGGCUAACAGUAAUGGCAAGGAAGGUUAUGUGAAUGCCGCAGCUGAAUUGAAGGAGCAAUAAUCGAUAUUUAUAAACAAACAUACAUAAAUACAUGUAUAUAUAAAUAUAUAAAUACAUAUGUAUGUACAUAUCUAUGUAUACAUACGGAAAAGUUGUGAUACAGCAUGUAAGAAGCAGCGUAGAGGCGAAUAUUGUAGGCGAAUAUUGUAACCCUAUGAAGUUGUCGUGAUGAAUUGAUAUUUAGUUAAACGUAGACAGUUGUUUGUAGUUAUAUGCGUAGUUUAAGUGUAAUUAUGGAAUGAACAAUUCUUAUUUGAGCGACUUUAAAAAUUAAAUAUAUAAAAUACCUAGUAUUCUUAAAAAAACUUA
Molecule: messenger RNA, 2279 nt
Organism: Zeugodacus cucurbitae (melon fly)
Lineage: Eukaryota; Metazoa; Arthropoda; Insecta; Diptera; Tephritidae
Gene: MFS9
Product: sialin
Exons: 7
Coding region: 444-1970 (508 amino acids)
Biological process (GO): transmembrane transport; monoatomic anion transport
Cellular component (GO): plasma membrane
Molecular function (GO): transmembrane transporter activity
Source: RefSeq, a predicted model, not a curated record